GGGAGUGCGCAGUGCCAAGCCGGGCCAGCAGCAGCAGCCGACGCAUCAUCACACGUACUUUACGCACACUGGAUGAAGGGAGGCAGAGACCCGGUCGAGGAUGAUGCUUACACCGGCUCAGAAGGGCUUUCUCUCGGGGUUUAUUUACCAGGUGGCAGCGGUUUGGUCGCCGGUCCUGUUGUAAAAUGCACUGGAGCAGCGCGGGUGUGCUGGUCGGCCUAGCUGAUCUCGGCUGCUCGGCUUCGCCUCUCCCAUUUUUAUUCUAGUACUUUUUUAUUGUAGCGUUAUUAUUUCCAGGUCAAAAUCUCAGUUUCCUGUGCGGCUUGUUUGUACUAAAAAUGGCCGGAGAUGGCGGCGCUCUGAAGGAUAUCAAUGAGAUUAAAUCCCAGUUCCGGACCAGAGAGGGCUUCUACAAGCUGCUCACCCUCUCGGACUCGCAGCAGCGGGGCGGGCUGCCGCGGGGUCCGUCCGCCGGAGCCACGCUGGGCCCUGGGGCUGGACCCGGUCCGAUACCCGGUGGAGGGGUCGGGCUGCUGCAGGGGCCCGGGGCUGCCGCCGCCGCUGCUGCCGCCGCCGCCGCCUCCUCCUCUUCCAAUGCCGCAGCCAACUCCUCUCCAGCGGGCUUCCUGCCGCCGGUCCGGGUCUCUAUGGUCAAGCUGCAGCCCGAGGACCCGAGCGAGGAGUCGGAGCGGGUGUGCUUCAACAUCGGCAGGGAGCUCUAUUUUUACACGUACACCAACAUCAAGAAGGCUGUCGACCUCAGUAAGCCCAUAGACAAGAGGAUCUACAAGGGGACUCAGCCAACAUGUCACGACUUCAACCAGUACUCAGCCACAGCGGAGAGUGUAGCUCUCAUUGUGGGUUUCUCAGCCGGACAGGUCCAGUAUCUCGACCCCAUCAAGAAGGAAACCAGUAAACUCUUCAAUGAGGAGAGGUUGAUAGACAAAUCCAAGGUGACGUGUCUAAAAUGGCUUCCCAAGUCAGAGAACCUAUUCCUGGCCUCCCAUGCCAGCGGCCACCUCUACCUCUACAACGUGGACCACCCGUGUGGCACCACAGCCCCGCAGUACUCUCUGCUGCGGCAGGGAGAAGGUUUUGCCGUCUACGCCUGCAAAACCAAGACGCCACGCAACCCGUUGUUAAGGUGGGCCGUUGGUGACGGAGGCCUCAACGAGUUUGCUUUCUCCCCUGAUGGCAUGCAAGUGGCGUGUGUGGGCCAGGAUGGCUGCCUGCGCGUUUUCCACUUUGACUCAAUGGAGCUGCAGGGGGUGAUGAAGAGCUACUUCGGCGGGCUGCUGUGCGUGUCGUGGAGCCCAGAUGGGAAAUAUCUUGCCACAGGUGGAGAGGAUGACCUUGUCACCGUCUGGUCAUUUGCGGAAAGCCGUGUGGUUGCAAGAGGUCAUGGCCACAAGUCUUGGGUCAAUGUGGUGGCGUUUGACCCCUUCACGACUUCCCUGGAAGAUGAGGAGCCUAUGGAGCUCAGUGGCAGCGAGGAGGACCUCCACCAGGGAGCACCAAACAACUCCAUGCACUUCGGCCGGGUCCGAACAAGCAGCACGUUGUCGCGUCUUUCUCGGCACAGCUCUAAAGGUGGCGGUUCGGCAGCAGUCACAUAUCGGUUUGGCUCUGUGGGGCAGGACACCCAGUUCUGUCUGUGGGACUUGACGGAUGAUGUGUUAUACCCACGCAUGCCGCUGUCCCGCGCCUUUACUAACACUUUUGGGCCCUCGCUGUCCAACUCUGGCAGCGGGGUUGUCAACAGCACUUCAGGUGGGGGAGGAAGUGGAGCAGUUGAGGGGCACCAUCACCCGCCUAACACUAACACCGGCACCACCAACCCACCAACGCUCCCAUUACCGCUUCCUCGCUCCCUUUCUCGCUCCAACUCUCUGCCCCACCCUGCCGUGGCAAAUGCCUCCAAGGGCCAAGGUGCCUCGGAGGGCGGCGGGGGAGGUGGAGGGGGAGGAGGGACCAGCGGCGGAGGAAACAGCACCCCAUUCAGCAUCGGCCGCUUUGCCACGCUGUCACUACAGGAGCGCAAGUCGGACAAGUCCGGUUGCAGUGGUGGGGUGGAGAAGGAGCACAAGAGGUACCACAGCCUGGGCAACAUCAGCAAAAGCAACGACAAGAUCAACGUGGCGCCGAGGAGCAACCGACUGGACGCUGCCAAGGUCCUGGGCACCACGCUGUGCCCACGCAUGCACGAGGUGCCGCUGCUGGAGCCGCUGGUGUGCAAGAAGAUUGCACAUGAGAGGCUGACCGUCCUGGUGUUCAUGGACGACUGCAUCAUCACAGCAUGCCAGGAAGGUCUCAUCUGCACCUGGGCACGGCCUGGGAAGGCGAACUUGACAGCACAGAACGGGAACUCUCCGAGCGGCACGGUGGUAUAGCUGGGGGAGAAGCUUUGCACUCAUCCACUCAUCAUUUCAAAUUAGGGGCCAACAACCAGAGACCGCACCCUACCUACCACUGCAGUAUUAUACCAUCAGUAUAACCCUCUGUACCCACCACCACCACCCAAACCCUGCUCCCUUCUGAUUUCACUCUCAGGGUGGCCAGUUUGGUGGGAAACACUUCCUGAAUCAUCAAACUAACAUUACUUCAUCAGAUUUAUAGACUUCAGAAGCUAGCUGGCAGCUGUGGGAACAACUACAAACGCUUGAAUGUAGCAAAGAUGCUAGCUAGCUAGCUAUCAGCUAGUUAGCCAUUAGCUCUGCUUAGACUAGGUUCUGGUAGCUAGCACGACAUGGCCAAAAGUAUGUGGACACCCCUUAAGUCGGGGUUUUUAUUGUUUGGGUGAAGCCCCUUUGGUCGUUUUUUCAUUACCAUAGCGAUGUCAUUUGGAAUAAAGUCGCAGCAUAACCAAUUACCGGUCCCUCCAGGAUGUUGUGAUGUUGCGCUGCAACAACUACAGCAAAUUCAGCCCCGUUCUCUUUCUUUCUCUUUCAUAUCUGGGACAGAGUCACACUCACACAGUGACACAGCUAACAUCACCCAAACGAGUCAGGUUGUUUUGGUGUUGGUGUGAGUUUGUUUGGACCGUUUAAUGGCUCGGUGUUGGACGUUAGCUGCUGCUGAUGUGUUAGCUUGUGCUAACCAGUCAGAGAGAUCAGGAGGAGAGAGGUUCAAGGAGACGGGCCUUCAGUAACAGCUGAUAGACAGCAGUUGGCUGUCAGUAUCGCAACUAUUUAUGCAAUUUUAACUUGUCCCUGUGAUUUCAGAAUUUUUUUUUAUAAAAGAACAUAAAAACAUCACAAUUUAAUAGAAAAGCUGCUGUGAUCCCCGAAAUAGCCUGCGAAAUUUUAGAGGGAGUAAAUUACAUAGGGUGUAGGGUCUAUUUUGUCUGAUACGCACCAUGCUGUUAACUCUGAUUGGUCAGAAUCUGCACGCAUGCCAGAGAAGUUUAUAAGACUAGUGCUGCCGUACUGCUAUGCAUGAUUGAAAGAGGAAAGUGAAUUUUUGAGAGAAACUGGUGCCUAAAAACAAUAGCACGUCAGCCAUCUGGCAAUAAUUUUGAUACAAGAGAGAUGAUGUGGCACAAGCACGGCAACUGUGCAAGUCUGAGUCAAGGACUGAGUCCACUUAAAUAUCUGUUCAUUUAUUGCAAGUGAUAUUACAAUAUUCAACAGUGUUGACAGACAUUUUCCUCAGAUUGUACAGCCCUACAGGAUACAGUUAUAUUUAAGACAACAGUAUAUUUUAGACAUUUGGGAUUAUAGGUUUUAAAAAUCUGGUGGGAAGCCGCCUUAGAGGAGUAGAAGCUUAUCAUAGCAGCAGAUUAAUGCUCAAGAUUUUGGAAUAACAUGUUCAAUAAUCACAUAUAGGUGUAAUGUUGUGUCCACAUACCUUUGGCCAUAUAAUGUAGUUAAAACUUUGAUUCUUAUCUACCCCACAAAGGCAACAGUAGUAAUUAUUUUAGCGUUUUUUUUUUUUCCUGUUAAAAUUUAGAUCCACAGAUUCUACUGCAAUUCAGUACUAUUAUCUACACAUCAAGUACAAAGAUGAAGUGUUUUUUCUAAGCAACUAAAUAGACAUAAAUGGCAUCCUGAUUAAACAGACAACCCCAAUUCCCAAAAAGUAGGGACUCUGUGUACAACGGAAAUAAAAACAGGAUGUAAUGACCUGCAAAUCCUUUUUGACCUUUAUUCAAUUAAAUACAGUACAAAGACAAGUUCUUUAAUGUUCAAACUG
Epinephelus lanceolatus (giant grouper) is the source of this 4191-nucleotide messenger RNA. Its product is annotated as WD repeat-containing protein 20. Lineage: Eukaryota; Metazoa; Chordata; Actinopteri; Perciformes; Serranidae. Gene Ontology annotation, molecular function: protein binding. The record is from RefSeq and is a predicted model, not a curated record.